Messenger RNA from Aspergillus terreus NIH2624, 759 nucleotides. RefSeq lists its product as uncharacterized. The transcript has a single exon. Bases 1 to 759 code for a protein of 252 amino acids. Lineage: Eukaryota; Fungi; Ascomycota; Eurotiomycetes; Eurotiales; Aspergillaceae. The record is from RefSeq and is a predicted model, not a curated record.
AUGGACGGCCCAGUGAAUACAGACGACAACCGGAUCAUUCCUGCGCCGUCAGAACACCCGCUCGUCAUCUUGCUGUGUCUCGGCAGCGCUGCAGGAGCAAGUCAAACCAGAGCUCCGCCAUCAAUGCCUACAGGCAGUCCUGCAGCGGCCCCGACUCCUCCAGUCGGCGUGGACUUGCGGAGAUUUGAGCCUCUGGCUGCGUACCUGAGGGACAGAGGGGCCGAGGUCGAGAUCUGCCACGACACAUUUACGGCCAUCCGUUUCUCCUGGGACCGACGUCCACACACCAUCAUCGUCGUCGACGACAGACUCUUCCAAUCAGACGUCCGCGAGGACCUUCUCCUUCAACAUGUGGUGAUUAGCCUAACAGCCUUUGCUAUGAAUGGCGGAUAUCUUAUCUUCCGGCCAAGUUUCGGUAACCACGGGGCUCUUCAGCCGAUGUUUCGCCAGCGGUUCGGCCUGGACUGGCAGAUCAGGGGACAUUUUACCCUCCCUGUCAGACGGGGGGGUUGGCUCGAUCUCGUUCGGGAGGACCUCUUGGAACGUUUACCGGAAGAGUAUACCGCUGCUGGCGCGUUUAUCGACAGCGCCACUCCCGCUUUCCCAAUGUAUUUCUCAACGGGUAUACUGGCAGACACAAACAGUAGGUUGGCCUCUACUGCCGCGGGCAGAUUGGCUAAUGGAUUGGUGGUCUACUGUGGCGACGACAUCACGCAGAGAGAAGCAGAUCAGAUUAUUUCGAUAUUCUGUGGCGUCUAG